UCUUCCUCCUCUCUCUCUCUCUCUCGUUGGCAUUUGUAGAAGCGCUUUCUUCAUGGUGUAAAUUCUCUUCGCGUCAUUUUCCCUCUGGAAUUUUCUCGAGAAACAAACGCUCAUCUCCUGCUCCGGGAGUGUGAUCGCACAAGUUUAGGUCGUCGGAGACUCUGGUUUUCCACUCUCUCUCUCUCUCUGUCUCUGCAUUUUUGGACCCUGCGAGACUUGCGGUUUCCAUAUACGUUCAGGACUUUUCUGGUUAAACGAAUGGGUGCGGGGAGGAAGACCGAGACCUAUACCGUGAGUGAGAGUCUCACAUACUGGUCAGGGUCAGGGAGCAUCAAAACGAAUGGGAGAAAUCUCAGUAAAGGCGAACUUGGUGGAGUUAUAUUUGGAUGCAAGUUCAGCACCGUCAAAGAGUGUUACGCCAAACAGUUGUUUGGUUUACCUGCCCCUCACAUCUCCUAUGUGAAGAACAUAGACCCCGGUUUGACUCUGUUCCUGUUCAACUAUAGCGAUAGGAAACUUCACGGAAUCUUUGAGGCCGCAAGCCAUGGGAAACUGAGCAUUGAUCCCCAUGCUUGGACUUCAGAUGGGAUCGAUACAACCCCGUAUGCUGCUCAGGUAAAGGUACGAGUCCGAUUGCUUUGUGAGCCAUUGCUUGAAGAGAAGUUCAGCAAAAUAAUCGCAGAAAAUUAUUUUGCUGAGAAGCUGUUUUGGUUUGAACUGGACCAAUCUCAGACAUACAAAUUGAUCCGUUUGUUUUCACCAUUGCCAUCCAAAAGGGCACCAUCAACAUAUUUAAAGGCACCAUCACCAUCCGUAAGUGCUCUUCCACCAUCAUCAUCAGCAGUGCUCAGCGUAUCUGGAGUAAACUGUGUUGCUAAAUGGAGCAGCCUUUUCAAAUCAUCUCCUGAUUUGAAAGAAAACAGCGAGCAAUUUGCUCCAGAAGCUGUUACAGGCUCAAAGGAUGCCAUAAAUGGAGUAAACCGUGUUGCUAAAUGGAGCAGCCUUUUCAAAUCGUCACCUGAUUUGAAAGAAAACAGCGAGCAAUUUGCUCCAGAAGCUGUUACAGGCUCAAAGGAUGCCAUAAAUGGAGGAGCAUCCAGUUGUUUCAAUCCUGUUGCAUCUAAAAAAAGUAAAGGAUUGGAAAUAGCCAUGAAUGACGGAGGCAUGCAGAAAGCUCAUUCUUUGGUGUCACAUUUCCGUCCAUCUUACUCAUCCGUUGUGAGAAACACGAAUCCAUCUUCAAUUCAGAGCCGGGAAACAUAUGAAGGAGUCUCUGCCACGGCUAAUAGAACUGUGAUCAGACACCAAAUUAGUUCUCAUGAAACUAAGGAAGAUCCUUCUAAUUGUGCACAUUCGGGUGUUGAUAACAUAGAUUGGGAUGCUUCGUCCUUUCAGCUCCAUCUUGAUGGACUGAACAGGAUUCUAGAAGAUUCUGUAGAAAAUGAUUUUUGCAAUGGCUAUGGGGAAGUACCUCUUUCUCAGAACUGGAAUAUGGAACAGAGUUCCUGGUGUCUGCUGUCUAACUGGGAUUAUGAGAGUCAUCCUUUGGAUUUUGAGGAAUUUGAUCUAAAGAAAUCAACUUGUAGCUCCUCUCAUAUUUCCGCCAUUGCAGGAGAUGUAGUUGAUAACAUUGGAGAGGGCAAAGAAAAAUUUAUGGAUCUCUGUCAGCAAGGUGCUGAAAUGGGAACCGCUGCCUGUAAGGCUCUAGUGGCUGAGUUACUGAUGGAGGUGAAAGACUUGAAGCUUUCUCAAAGACAACAAACUGAUAGGAUGAAUUCUCUGGAAAAGGAAUUGAUUGAAUCAAGAAAAGAAAUAUGCCGACUAAAAGGCCAAAGUACAAGUUCUGAGGCGGAGGAGUUCCAAUCCUUAAAUGAAUGCUUCCCAGAUUCUGAGGAGACGAUACUAGUAAUUGGAGGAUCUGAUGGCUCAUCAUGGUUAUCGACUUUAGAUUGUUAUUCUCUGUCCAAGGACAAAUUGAAGUCAUUUUGUCCCAUGACUUCCUGCCGCUCAUACGCCGCUGUUGCAAUGCUGAAUGGUGAGGUAUACAUGAUAGGUGGCAUCCAUGAAUAUUUCUCUGUCGCCACUGUUGAAUCAUUCAACCACGAGAAGAACGAAUGGGUUUGGCGACCAUCCUUAAAUCAAAGGAAAGGAAACUUGGCGGCUGUUUCUCUGAAUGACAAGAUUUUUGCCCUUGGAGGUGGAGAUGGAUCUCAACCAUUUGAAAAUGUUGAAAUGCUUGAUCUACAAAUUGCAAAAUGGAUCAAUACUCAACCGAUGAUAGAAAAGAGAUUUGCUCCAGCUGCGACGGAAAUCAAUGGAGCACUCUAUGUCGUUGGAGGGUACGAUGGAACUGACUACCUGAAGUCUGUGGAAAGAUAUGAUCCUCGGGAAGCUUCUUGGACGAUGCUCGAGUGUAUGAGCACAAAGCGAGGAUGGCACUCUCUUGUUGCCCUCCAUGAAAAGCUAUAUGGGAUCGGUGGCCACAAUGGAGAUAAAAUGGUACCGACAGUUGAGGUGUUCGACCCGCGAGCUCCUCGUUGGAUAUCAGAAGAGUCAAUGAACCAAGGGAGGGGAUAUUUUGGUUCAGUAGUGAUUGGGGAUGCAAUUUAUGUGCUUGGAGGAAUAGAUGACAAUGGCAAUCUUCUAGACUCGGUUGAGUGUUACAUGGAGGGUUAUGGUUGGCAGCUGAUGGACCAAAAGGGCUUUGGUAGGAGAUCUUUCUUCUCUGCCCUUCUCUUCUAACUUUUUUUUUAAACCAAUCCUAGAAAAACCAAAAGAACAGAAAAUGAAAAAAUGCGAUCGCAUCUACUAAUCGAUGGUUCAGAUCAUAUUUGAAUGAUCGACGGUUGAUAUUGCUUGUUAA
Messenger RNA from Tarenaya hassleriana, 2863 nucleotides. RefSeq lists its product as uncharacterized. Gene Ontology annotation, biological process: response to endoplasmic reticulum stress. The transcript is spliced from 11 exons. Gene Ontology annotation, molecular function: protein binding. NCBI's taxonomy places the organism in Eukaryota, Viridiplantae, Streptophyta, Magnoliopsida, Brassicales, Cleomaceae. The record is from RefSeq and is a predicted model, not a curated record. The coding region runs from base 259 to 2742 and encodes 827 amino acids.